Messenger RNA from Callorhinus ursinus (northern fur seal), 1699 nucleotides. It is a transcript of the gene LIPG, whose product is annotated as lipase G, endothelial type. The record is from RefSeq and is a predicted model, not a curated record. Gene Ontology annotation, biological process: lipid catabolic process. Gene Ontology annotation, molecular function: protein binding; lipoprotein lipase activity. NCBI's taxonomy places the organism in Eukaryota, Metazoa, Chordata, Mammalia, Carnivora, Otariidae.
GGGGUGUGGCGGGGAAGGAUGCGAAACUCCGUUCCUCUGUUCUGCCUCUGGAGCGUCUAUUGUUGCUUUGCCGCGGGAAGCUCCACACCCCCUGGGCCGGAGGGAUGGCUGCGAGAUGAGCGCCACAAGUCUGGGCAUAUACAGGUUGCUGCCAAAUCUGUGAGAUUCAACCUCCGCACCUCUGGGGACUCAGACCAUGAAGGAUGCUACCUCUCCCUGGGCCACAACCAGCCCUUGGAAGACUGUGGCUUCAACAUGACAGCCAAAACCUUUUUCAUCAUUCAUGGAUGGACGUUGAGCGGCAUGUUUGAAAGUUGGCUAUACAAGCUGGUGUCAGCCCUGCAGAUAAGAGAGAAAGAAGCCAACGUUGUCGUGGUUGACUGGCUUCCCCUGGCCCACCAGCUUUACACGGACGCGGUCAAUAACACCAGGGUGGUGGGACACAGUGUUGCAAGGAUGCUCGACUGGCUGCAGGAGAAGGAUGAUUUUUCUCUCGGGAAUGUCCACUUGAUCGGCUACAGCCUGGGAGCUCACGUGGCUGGGUACGCUGGCAACUUCGUGAAAGGCACGGUGGGCAGAAUCACAGGUUUGGAUCCCGCCGGGCCCUUGUUUGAAGGGGUGGACAUCCACAAGAGGCUGUCCCCUGACGACGCAGACUUUGUAGAUGUGCUCCACACCUACACACGUUCCUUCGGCCUGAGCAUCGGGAUUCAGAUGCCCGUGGGCCACAUCGACAUCUACCCCAACGGCGGUGACUUUCAGCCAGGCUGUGGACUCAAUGACGUCUUGGGGUCAAUUGCAUAUGGAACAAUCACGGAGGUGGUGAAAUGUGAGCACGAGCGGGCCGUACACCUCUUUGUCGACUCCCUGGUGAAUCAGGACAAGCCGAGUUUUGCGUUCCAGUGCACGGACUCAAAUCGCUUCAAAAAGGGGAUCUGCCUCAGUUGCCGGAAGAACCGGUGUAACAGCAUAGGCUACAAUGCUAAGAAAUCGAGGAGCAAGAGGAACAGCAAAAUGUAUCUCAAAACCCGGGCAGGCAUGCCUUUCAGAGUUUACCAUUAUCAGAUGAAAAUCCAUAUCUUCAGCUACAAGACGAUGGGAGAAAUCGAACCCAACUUCUAUGUCACCCUUUAUGGUACCAGUGCAGACUCCCAGCUUCUGCCUUUGGAAAUAGUGGAGCAGAUUGGGCUGAAUGCCACCAACACCUUCCUGGUCUACACCGAAGAGGACCUGGGAGACCUCCUGAAGAUCAAACUCACCUGGGAGGGGACAGCUCAGUCCUGGUACAACCUGUGGAAGGAGCUUCGAAGCUACCUGUCUCAGCCCCGCAGCACUGAGCGGGAACUGAGUAUCAGGCGCAUCCGGGUCAAGUCGGGGGAAACUCAGCGGAGAUUAACUUUUUGUGUGCAAGACUUUGAGAACACCAGCAUCGCCCCUGGCCAAGAGCUCUGGUUCCACAAGUGUCGAGAUGGCUGGAGAAUGAAAAAUGAAACCAGGGUUCCCUACAGCCUAGCUGUGGAGCUUCUCUGAGGGGCCAGCGAGGCCCUCCCACCCCCGCCUUCCAGGGACACGGAGGAAAGUUACUGCUGAGGACCCACCUGAUGGAAGGACCCCUCUUGGCCUGGACCCUCGAGCCCCGGGAAGAGUCUCUUUGCUGGGCCCAAGACCUUACCUCCUAGGAUGGUUGGGACUUCUCGCC